UUCCAGCCGCGCCGCUAGACUGAGAACAAGAGCUGGGUUGGAAGGGGCGGGACCUGGGCAGCCCAGCUCGUCGCGACAGCUUGGAGAAGCAGUGGCGCCGCCGCCGUACACACCGGUGCCACCGUCUCUGUGUUCAUGAUGGAUUCGGGGAUGGAAGAGGACGUCACCCUGCCGGGGACCCUCAGCGGCUGCAGUGACCUUCACCCUAUUCUGCCAAGUGAGCUGGAUGGCAUCAAUGGCUUUGCUGGCUUGGGAAACAGAGGGCUCCCAAACAUGUCACAACAAAAGGUCUGGCCUUCCAGAGCCUGGAACAUGAAGGACUUUGAAAAUCAGAUCACUGAGCUGAAGAAGGAGAACUUCAACCUAAAACUCCGCAUCUACUUCCUUGAGGAAAGGAUGCAGCAGGAGUUUGCUGGCCCCACUGAGCACAUCUACAAGACGAACAUUGAACUCAAGGUGGAAGUGGAAAGUCUGAAGCAGAAGCUCCAGGAGAGAGAUCAGUUACUCAUCAGUGCCUCCAAAGCAGUAGAGAGUCUCACCGAAGGGGAAGGUUCUGAAGUCCAGCGCGUGAAAGAAGAUGCGAGGAGGAAGGUGCAGCAGGUGGAAGACCUCCUGACGGAAAGGAUACAUCUUCUAGAAGAAGAUGUGAAAGCCGCCCAAGCAGAACUGGAGAAGGCCUUUGCAGAGACGGAAACAGAGAAGGCAUUUCGCCUCAGCUUGGAAAGCAAGCUCUCUGAGAUGAAGAAGAUGCAGGAACGGGACCUGGAGUUGACUCUGGCUCUGGAAGACAAGGACAGACUGAUUGAGGAGUUGAAGCUGUCUUUGAAGAGCAAAGAAGCUUUAAUUCAGUGCCUUCAAGAGGAGAAAUCUCAGAUGGCAUCUCCUGACGAGAAUGUGUCAUCUGGAGAACUCCGAGGACUUUCUGCCACUCUGAGGGAAGCAGAGGAGAGAGACACUGAGGCUGCACAGAGGGAUUGGCAGAAGGAGCAAAAUCACUGGGAAGCGAAGAUCCAGGCACUUCAGGAGGACCUGAGAGAGAAGGAAAGAGAAAUUGCUACAGAGAAGAAAAAUAGCUUAAAGAGAGAUAAAGCCAUUCAGGGCCUAACCAUGGCAUUAAAAUCAAAGGAAAAAGAGGUUGAAGAACUUAACUCCGAAAUCAAAGAGCUCACUGCUGCUCUCACCAAACCUGGGGAGGCUCCCUUGAUAACACAGGCCACAAAAUUCCAGGGGUCUGAGGAUUAUGAGGCUGCCCUGGCAGAAAAGGAAGCCCUGUUGACCGAGCUGCACUCAGAAAACCUCACAAAGAGCACUGAGAACCAGAGACUGCUUGGGAAUGUUAAAGUGAUCACCCAGGAGUUGAGUGACCUGAAGAAGGAGAAACUGAGACUAGAGAGGGACCUGGAGGAAGCCCACCAAGAAGGGAGCAAACGGGCUCACACCAUCCUUGACCUUAGAAAUGAAGUUGAAAAACUAAGGAAUGAAGUGAAUGGGAGAGAGAAGGUCGUGGAGAAGCACUGCAGGAGUCUGCCGAGCGAAAGCAGUACAAAGCUCCACACUGCAGAGGAAGUGCUUGGGUGUCUAACAGAAAGUGGAAGUCAAAAGAGUCUGCUGCUUCAGGAAAAGCAACAAUCAGACUAUGAAGGGCUGACAGGGGAUUUAAAGACGGAACAGAGCAUAUAUGCCCAUCUGGCGAAGACUCUGCAGGACUCAGAUAGUAUCAGCGAGGUUUUUGCCCUGCGGAAGCAGCUGGAGCAGGAUGUGCUUGCCUAUCGGAAUCUGCAGAAAGCCCUGCAGGAACAGCUCAGUGAAAUUCAGAGGCGAGAAGAAGAACCAUUUUCACUUUAUAGUGAUCAGACAUCAUAUCUAAGUAUUUGCCUUGAAGAGCACAAUCAACUCCAAGUGGAGCAUUUUUCUCAAGAAGAACUCAAGAAGAAGGUCAGUGAGCUUAUACAGCUUGUGAAGGACCUGCACACAGACAAUCAGCACCUGAAGAAAACCAUUUUUGAUCUCUCUUCCAUGGGUUUCCAGGGAAACGACAGACUUGAGUCAACAAAACAAACAGAGAUCAUGGAGGACUAUGCCAAGAGUGAUUGCAAAAAUGAAUAUUUAAGGCAUAUGGAUUUCAAUAUUUUAGACCAUGAUGGAGCCAACACAUGUGGUAUCCCUGGAGACCAGAUCCUGGAAGACAAACUCCUGGGCCUGCUUGCCACUUUGUUCCAAAAGAAGGCCACACUGUUGCUGGAAGCCAGCAGACCAGAUCUUCUGAAAGCUCUGGGUGCCUUGGUUUUGGAACGAAUAUACUCGGGAGAGCAGGAACUUCCUGGAGAUCACCUUGAUAGUAAAGCUAAGAAGGCACUUCAGCAAGUAGCUGUUCGGCUGAGAGAUGAACUUGACCUUUCCUUCCCAGACGACUCAUUCUCCAAGUCACACAAUGAACUCAAGUCAACAUGGGGGACCUGGCUAGUAAAGACAGGUGACGGAGCCAAGGUGGAGCUGAAGAAUGCCUCAGUGCAAACUAUCACCACAGAGGACACCCCCCAUGAAUUCAAAUCUAAGGGCAAGAGAGAAGCUUGGCAAGAGAAACCAGAAGAGGCCAUUUUCAGCACUGACCCUGAGUCAGAGGCCUUGUGUGGGAUGCCAGGGCUACGGGCCACUCCCCUCUCAUUCCCUAGUACAAUCAACAAGGAUGCUGAGAAGACAGAAUUGAUGAUCAAGUUAAAAGCAUCUGAGUUACUGGAAAAUGUGUAUGAUCUUCCAGCCUCCCAAGAGGUGGUAGCUCAGCUCCAGGUUCAGGUUCUAGAGCUUCAGGGGGAGCUGAAAGAGUGUAAAACACGCAAUAAGAAACUUCAUGACAAGCUAAUUCUGGCAGAGGCAAUGAUGGAGGGGAUGACAAUACCCAACCCUGUGUUGCUGAAUGAGCCUGCAGCUGUUGUGAGAGCAGUCUACCAGGACAACCCAGGCAAGCAAGAAGGACCUGAAACCACACGCUCUGCUUGGAAAGACAAAGAAGCGGACAGUAACCAAUACACGAGCUUUGAGAUCGAUUCUGAAAUGUGUCCACCUGAUGACCUUGCCCUAUUACCAGCAGGCAAAGAGAACACGGGAGACUUCUUAGGCCCAACCUCUGUAGCCACUUACUUGAAUUCUAAGAGUCAACUCUCCAUUAAAGACAGUGUGAUUGAGACUGACCAGUCUGAGAACAUCAAUAUCCCCAAUGACACAGAAGACUUAAAACAGAAAACCCAUGCCUUGCAAACAGAGCUGGAUAGCUACCGGAACUUCAUUGUCGAGUUACAGAAGCACUCUCAGUGCAGUGAGGCCAUUAUCACAGUUUUGUGUGGGGCAGAUGGGGCUCAAGAUGGCUUGAACAAGCCAAUGGGCCAAACUGAUGAAGAAGAGAUGACAGUUUCACGUUUGCACCAAGUACGGUAUGUGAAGCAUAUGAAAAUCCUCCAUCCACUAACCCCAGAGAUGAUUGACAGCGGGAUGCUAGAGAGCCUCAAACAGCAGCUGGUGGAACAGGAGAAGGAGCUACAGAAGGAGCAGGAUUUGAACUUGAAACUUUUCAGUGAAAUCCAUAACCUGGAGAACAAGUUCCGAGACCUCUCUCCGUCAAGAUACGAUUCAUUGGUUCAGUCCCAAGCCAGGGAGCUCUCCCUUCAGCGGCAGCAGAUUAAGGAUAGCCAUGACAUCUGUGUCAUUUACCGUCAACACAUGAGCACCAUGAUCAAGGCAUUUGAGGAGCUUCUGCAGGCCAGCGAUGUGGAUAGUUGUGUGGCUGAGGGCUUCCGGGAACAGCUAACACAGUGUGCUGAGCUGCCUGAGCAACUGGAAAAGCUGUUUCUCCAUGGAACGUUGGCCGGAGCAGAACUGCGUCACCAGAGGGACCUGCAGGAGAGGUUGAGAACUGAAGAAGACAACUUAACCCAUCAUCAUCUCCUGCCUGACUCUGCCGAGCCUUCUGCCUCUCAUGCACUCUCAGAUGAUGAGAUGUCUGAUAAAUCCUUCCUGUCUCUAGACCAGAAGACAGACAGCAAGACUGGGAAGUUCCCUGCUAUGGAGAACCAUUUUCCUCAAGACUUACUAAUGGAACACAUACAGGAAAUUCGAACUUUGAGAAAGCAUUUGGAAGAAUUUAUUAAAACAAAUGAGAAGCUCCGGAAACAGCAGGAACAUCAAAGGUCUGAGACUGACCAAGGUUCCACAAAUGUUUCUGCUUAUGGCUCAGAGCUGCACAGCUCUCUGACAUCAGAGAUACAUUUCCUGAGGAAGCAGAACCAGGCCCUCAGUAUUAUGCUUGAGAAAGGGGCCAGAGAUAAACAGAAAGAGAAUGAGAAAUUACUUGAGUCCCUGUCUAGGAAGGCUGCAAGUCUUGAGCACCUUCAGCAAGAGUACACCAGUGUGAAGGAGGAAAAUGAAAGGUUACAGAGAGACAUCAGUGAGAAGGAGAGACACAAUCAGCAGCUGACCCAGGAGAUCUGCAGCAGCCGCCAGGAGCUGAGCAGGGUACAGGAAGAAAUGAAGUCAAGGCAACAGCUGCUCUCACAGAACGAUAAGUUGCUCCAGGCCCUCCGAGUGGAGCUGAAGGUAUAUGAGAAGCUGGAUGAAGAACAUAGGAAGCCAAAGAGAGAGGCCCAAGGUGAGGCAUCUAAAGAAGGCUGGAAUGGGCCCGAUUCUUUCAGCGACCUGCAUGGCCUCCUGACAGAGAUGAGGGCUCUUCGUGAGCAGCUAGAGAGGAGCAUCCAGACUAACAGCACCCUGAGGAGCAGGCUGGAGGAGCAGCUGUCACAGGGAGCGAAGAUGCCCCAGGAAGGGGCUCUCACUCUGGCUGUCAAGACCCUAUCUGUCACCGAAUGUUCCCUUCAGCUGGAUGAGCAUGAUGGCACCAAAUGUCCUGAGCCCAGUGAUAAUUCAUUUGAUCUAUUUGAGUCCACCCAGGCAAUGGCACCUAAAUCAGCUUCCGAGACUCCUCUGCUCUCUGGAACUGACGUGGACUCCCUCUCCUGUGACAGUAGCGCUUCCAUCAUCAGCCCCCCUUGCAUGCCCUGCCUGGUUGCUGAACACCAUGUGUGGGCAAGCAAGAGUGGCCACCAUAUGCUGGGCCUGAUUGAGGACUUUGAUGCCCUCCAUAAGCAGAUCAGCCGUGGCCAGAGACUGCUUGCCAAGAUGGACAUUCAAACUCAAGAGGCUCUGGGCCCCACAAGUCAAAAGCUGGGGCCAAAGGUUCCACUCUCUGUGCCUCUGAGCAAGUUUCUCUCCAGCAUGAACACAGCCAGGCUGAUCCUGGAAGAAGCCUCAAGGUUGCUGAAACUCUUCUGGAGGGUCUCAGUCCCCACAGAUGGCCAGUGUUCACUUCACUGUGAGCAGAUUGGAGAACUAAAGGCAGAGAUCACCAAACUACACAGAAAGUUGUUUGAACAAGAAAAGAAGCUGCAGAACACAGCAAAACUUCUGCAGCAGAAAAAGCACCAGGAGAAAGUCAUCUGGGAUCAGUUGGUCAUCACCCACCAAGUCCUUCAGAAGGCCAGACGAAACCUUGAGCAAAGAACUAGGACUGCCCAUUCAGGAACAUCCAGUCCCAGCAGACCGGGUUCAUGAAAUAAUAAAUACAAUAAUAAUAAAAAAAAUAAAGCUUGUG
This is a messenger RNA of Chionomys nivalis (European snow vole), 5638 nucleotides long. RefSeq names its product CDK5 regulatory subunit associated protein 2 (gene Cdk5rap2). Gene Ontology annotation, cellular component: microtubule plus-end; microtubule organizing center; mitotic spindle pole. The record is from RefSeq and is a predicted model, not a curated record. Bases 136 to 5598 code for a protein of 1820 amino acids. NCBI's taxonomy places the organism in Eukaryota, Metazoa, Chordata, Mammalia, Rodentia, Cricetidae. Gene Ontology annotation, biological process: negative regulation of centriole replication; microtubule bundle formation; chromosome segregation. Gene Ontology annotation, molecular function: calmodulin binding; transcription cis-regulatory region binding; microtubule binding. The transcript is spliced from 36 exons.